Molecule: messenger RNA, 2576 nt
Organism: Rosa rugosa (rugosa rose)
Lineage: Eukaryota; Viridiplantae; Streptophyta; Magnoliopsida; Rosales; Rosaceae
Exons: 2
Coding region: 1170-2075 (301 amino acids)
Source: RefSeq, a predicted model, not a curated record
AAUCCUAGCUCCGCCAUUGCACUCAGGUAAAAGCGAAUGCAAGAAUCAAUAUAUGAUCAAGUAUGGAUUUGGUUAUGACUAUAUUAGUGACGACUACAAGGUGGUAAUUACCUUAUCGGAUAAUGGUCCUGAUCGAACUAGGAUCUAUAAAUCCAUGAUCUACAGGUUAAGAACUAAAUCUUGGAGAUGGUAAUACUAUUUCGAACUCUGCAGUAUUUGUAAGGGCAAGUUCACCGGGCUGAGUUUUGCCCGGGCACCACGUCAGUUUUGCAGCCUGGGACACCAGAAACCGACUAUUGCAACUUCCACCGGAUCUGGGGCAAGAGAACAGUGGGCGGCCCAGGUCACAAGCUCGGGUAGGAGGGUGACUGAGCCCGUGACCCAGGUUGCCACGCUGGCCCAAAAAGAAGAGGAGAGGGGAGACGCGCCGGCUUGGUGGAGUGGGAGGCAGUCGCUUGUCACGUAGCGCCGACAAGCCUUGCAGGAGCGUGCGAACCAGUUUCUUGGCGUGUAGCGGCAUGCGGCUGGAGACGUGGCAAGUUGCCGUUGCAAGUGCAUGGGAAUUUGAAUGCAACGGUCAACAUAUCUGGACCGUUGCUUAUGAUAAUUGAAGGGAUCGGACGGCAAAGAAUUAUGGACCUAUAAUUCCUGUUUUGCAGAGGUAAAAACAAAAAAAAAAAAAAAAAUCUUUGUAACCGUUAGAUUACAACGGUAACAAAAAAAAAUAGAACAAAAAUUUCCUAUAAAUACCUCACCUCCUAUUUUACUUCUCACACCAAAAAAAUCAUCUUUUUUCCUCAAAUUUUUUUGUUCCUUCUCCUCAUAGCUUUCAUACUCUACAAUUUUUUGAUUCCAAUAUGAGUGUACGAGGCAAUACGAUUGUCCAACCCGUAGGAGAUCCAAGUAUUGACGGGACACGUUGGCAGACUAUUGAAGACAUUCAAUUGUGCAAGUCUUGGAGGGCUGUUAGCCAAGAUUCGGCAAAGGGUACGGAACGAAGAAAAGAUGAUCUAUGGAUAGAGGUACGCCAACACUAUGCCGAACAUUGGGAUGGAUAUGUCCGAUAAUUGCAAGCUUUUCAAGGGAGGUGGAAAACCUUGAAAGUCGAACUUUAUGCUUGGCAUUGUGCGUUAAGGCAAGCGAAGCUUUGGUACAAGAGUGAUGCGAAUAUGAUUGAUGAGCUACGUCAAGCACAAGAUUUGUGGAGAGCUGCGAUGACCAAAUCGAAAGGAAAAGCAAAAAAAGGUGAUUUCAUUAGUUUAGAAUGUUACGAGAUUGUUAAGGGGUUUCAACAAUUUGAUGACAUUCCAAACCUUUCCUCUUCGGCUGGAGGAACCUCCAGGGGAGGAACUGAACGGAUGCACACACAACAAUCCGUUCCUGAUUCUCAUGUCCAGUUGGACAUAGAUGCAGAUGAGGUAAACGCCGAUGCAACUCCCAAUCCUUCGGUGAGGCCUCAAGGAAAGAAGGCUGCCAAAGAAGCUCUUCGGAAAGGAAAGAAAGCAUCUAAUGAUUCCAGUCCUCUGACAGCCGCUGUGGAGACUAUAGCAACCAACCAAACAUCAAUGUUGUCUGCCAAGGAGAAACGUGAUGAGGAAUAUGCUCGACAUCUCCGUGACCAACAACAACGAGAUUAUAUACGCUUGCAAUUGGAUAUUCAAGAGAGGGAAUUCAAAAAUCAAGAGAGGGAAGAGCGUAUUAUGGAGAUGGACACAAGUAAGAUGACGCCAACCAAAAAGAAUUACUGGCAAAGAAAACAAAAAAAAAUUGCGGAGAAAGAAGCUGAAGAUGCAUCCCGUGGAUCUGGCUUCCCACAACCACCAUUCACCGGUGGAUAUUAUUCACAACCUCCGUUUGUCGGUGGCUAUCCACAACCUCCUUUCCCCGGUGGCUAUCCACAACCACCAUUCCCCGGUGGGUAUUAUCCACAAUCUCCUUUCCCCGGUGGCUUCCCACAACCACCAUUCACUGGUGGUGUCCCUUCUCCACCUUUCUCUUCGGGUGAAUCCACCAACCCCAACCAUAUGGAUGACCCUGCAAACACAAAUUGGAUUCCUAAUGAAGAUGAGGAUUAGGAAAAUUAGGGAGUUAUAUAUUUUAAAUAAUUGUAUUGUUAUGAUUCCAAUGCUUGGUUUUGCACUUAUGUAAUAUUAGAUUGAUGAAAUGAAAAUUUAUUUUAAUAAUACCAACAGGAAAUUAAAAGCUAAAUGAAACCACACAAACAUAAUUAAAAACAUAAAAACUAAAGUAGAAACCACACAAACAUAAUUAAAAACAUAAAAACUAAUAGAAAACACACACAAAUAGCAGAUCUAGAUACUCCUAUUGCCUUGAAAUUCCCAAAAGUGUUGAAUGAGGUCUUCCUGAAGGUUGGAGUGACUUUGGUCAGAUCUAAUUUGUUGGUAGCGGUCCAUGAAUCCGUUCAUAUGAUGAGCAUCUCUACCAACAGGAUCAAAGUCUCUACCGGUUGGUCCCUCCCAUACCUCAGCAAUCCUGGGCCUCAUAUUGUUAGCUUCCUCAUCAUCGGACUCCAACUCAUCGUCACUGUCUUCAGGUCGUUCAUUUUCGACAAUCAU